AAAUCCAUCAGAGUGUGAAUGGUGCGGCUCAGUGUGGGUCUGUACAGUGUGUUCAGUGUGUUUUUAGUUGAGUGGGCUCAGCUCAGUCCAGUCCACAGUGGGCAGAGAGGUUCAUCAGUUCACAUGAAUGCUGGCUCUGAGCCUUCUCUCCUCCUCCUUCACUUCCAUUCCUUUUCAUCCCCUUCCUCUUUCAGACUUGCCUUUUGUUUCAGCGUCGGUCUCUUCUUUCAUCUUUUGACUUCCUCCUAAAUGUCUCAAAUCUGUGUUGCAGUCAGACGCGAGGCUCACAGUGUCAUGAGAAGAAAUCCAAAAGAGAAACUCUGAUGAAUCAGUUCACUCCUCACAGACUUUCUAACAUCUCAGGAUUCAAAGCAUCAACUUUCUAGGACAUUCAUCAUUAUUCCCAUCAUUCCCUGGUCUCUCUCCGUCCCCCAGGAUGUCUUGGCCGGCUCUCUAUACUCAGCUGGUCGGGGCGAACCGUCACUCCACCAGUCUGGGUAAGAUCUGGCUCUCGGUGCUGUUUAUUUUCCGGGUCCUGGUGCUGGUUGUUGCUGCAGAGAGCGUCUGGGGGGACGAGCAGUCGGACUUCAUCUGUAACACGCUACAGCCAGGCUGUGAGAACGUCUGCUAUGAUCAGUUCUUUCCCGUCUCCCACAUCCGUCUCUGGUGUCUUCAGUUGGUCUUCGUCUCCACACCGACGCUGCUGGUCGCCAUGUAUGUGUCCUAUCGGAACCACAAAGACAAGAAGAGGCUGCUGCAGAGUUCUGGCCGAGCUGGUUUCCUCGGCAACAAGGGCCAAGACGAGGAGCUGGAGACUCUGAAGAAGCGCAGACUCCCCAUAGCCGGAGCUCUGUGGUGGACCUACGCCUGCAGCCUGGUGUUCAGGCUGCUGUUUGAGGCAGGAUUCAUGUACGCCCUGUACGUGGUCUACGAUGGUUUCCAGAUGCCCCGGCUGGUGCAGUGUGACCAGUGGCCCUGCCCCAACCUGGUGGACUGUUUCAUCUCACGGCCCACUGAGAAAACCAUCUUCACUGUUUUCAUGGCCACGGCCUCGUCCAUCUGCAUGGUCCUAAACAUGGCUGAACUUGCAUAUCUUGUCGCCAAGGCUGUCACUAGGGCUCUGUGUGGUCAGAGGGAGAGGAAAACCAGCAGGGGCAAAAUGCACAACCAGAAGUCACUUGUCUCAACCUGAAGAGCAACAGGAUGGAGGAUGCAGACAGGAAUCAUUCCAAAGACUGAAUACACUUUAAAGCUGCAUAACUGCAAGUGGAUCGUGGUAAAUGACCCAUCAGUGUAAAUAAGAAAGGGAAAUUUUCUGUGAUACCUAAAUUGUUGAAACGUAACAAGGGGUGGAGAUAUCAGAAGCUCAAAACUGCAUUUUUACUCCGCGAAGGAACGCAGCGAAGUUAUGUGAUGAUCGGUGUAUGUUUGUCCGUCUGUUUAUCUGUGCGCAACAUUACUCAAAAACGAAUUAAUGGUUUCGGAUGAAAUUUUCAGGGAAGGUCAGAAAUGGCACAAGGACCAAGUGAUUAGAUUUUGGCAGUGAUGCGGCUUAUAGUCUGGAUCCACGGAUUUGUUAAAGAUUUCUGUAUCGUUGGGAGAUAGCGGCACAGCAUCACUGUAACUAUUUUAUUUAUUUAACCAUGUUUUGUCUAGAUAAGCUAGUUGAGAACUGAUUCUCAUUUUCAAUAGCGACCUCACCAACUGUGACAACAAGUGAACACUACGUCAGCUGCCUGUUGAUGAUCACAUGAUUACGAUCCUACUACAAAUCGACCAUUGCGGACUUAUAAGGACUUAUCUGUCGGAAAUGAUACAAGGAACAAUUGAUUAAAUUGUGGGGGUGUUUCAGAGUAUAAUUAAUUCCUGUCGGCCGCUACAUAUUUAGGUCACAUGAUUCGGUAUCCGUACACAACGUACACAUGCAUAACACACACCUGUCCUCAGCGCGACGUAAUUUUUUAUUAAAAAUAUCAUAUGUCUGAAAUUAUACGACUGAACAGCCUUGGAAGAGUACUGCACUCUGAGUGCUUUUCUUGUUAUUUGAACUGUUUUAGGUUGUAUGUUGAUAAUUUGUACAAAAAGAUUAACUUGCUGAUAGCGUACUUCUAUAAUGUGAUAAUGUCUUCUAUUUUCACAUUAGGAUCCCAACUAAUCUUAAUGCAAAAAUAGAUGAGCACAGAUAGUUCAGAGUCGUCGCUCCAUCUACUGAGAAACAAGAAAACUGCGUGAGGAAAAUGUGAGGAUUCAUUAGCAGCUACAUACACUGUAAACUAUGUACAUAUGUUUGUAUUUUUCAUGAAUUCAUUGCGUAACAGUUCAUUGAAUAUGAAUGCACUCACAAUGUCUCACUUCACAAAUAAAUUUUCAUCAUAUCAUCA
This is a messenger RNA of Amphiprion ocellaris (clown anemonefish), 2381 nucleotides long. RefSeq names its product gap junction beta-6 protein-like. The coding region runs from base 437 to 1192 and encodes 251 amino acids. Gene Ontology annotation, biological process: cell communication. Gene Ontology annotation, cellular component: connexin complex. The record is from RefSeq and is a predicted model, not a curated record. NCBI's taxonomy places the organism in Eukaryota, Metazoa, Chordata, Actinopteri, Pomacentridae. The transcript is spliced from 5 exons.